UCAAGAUAAACUGUCAAAUCUUUGUCUACAAUGGCGGCUGUCUAUUACGUAGUGUUUAUCACUCUAGUAAUUUUACAUAGCAACCUUAGUUCCGCCCUUGGAGGUCGCAGUUCCGACUGUCCUCACCCAUGCGUCGUGAACGGUCACCAUUUCUGCUACCCCCCUCCCUGUCCCCCGCCGGCCUGCGCCGACCCUAUCUACGCCUCGGGUCAGUGCUGCACCCUGUGUCCGGAUGACUGCCCCCAUGGAACCUGUAAGAUCAACAACAGGACCAUGUGUUACCCCAUACCCUGUCCCCACCCGCCGUGUAAGGAUCCCGUCACCACCCCCGGGGAUUGCUGUCCGCACUGCCCCUCAGAAAAGGAGACACAGAAGAAAGAGGACUGCCCUCACCCUUGCACCAUUGGGGGACAGACCUACUGCCACCCCAUACCCUGCCCCUUGCCACUGUGUGACGACCCAGUGACCAGUCCAGGGGACUGCUGCCCACGCUGUUAAUCAAUGUUAAUAUCAAUUAAUGUAAAUAUCAAUUAAAAAGUCGGAUUUAAAAAAAAAAAGGAAU
Molecule: messenger RNA, 562 nt
Organism: Magallana angulata
Lineage: Eukaryota; Metazoa; Mollusca; Bivalvia; Ostreida; Ostreidae
Product: cysteine-rich motor neuron 1 protein-like
Exons: 3
Coding region: 31-498 (155 amino acids)
Source: RefSeq, a predicted model, not a curated record